Impatiens glandulifera is the source of this 1622-nucleotide messenger RNA. Its product is annotated as phospholipase A1-Igamma1, chloroplastic. Gene Ontology annotation, biological process: lipid metabolic process. The record is from RefSeq and is a predicted model, not a curated record. Bases 66 to 1526 code for a protein of 486 amino acids. NCBI's taxonomy places the organism in Eukaryota, Viridiplantae, Streptophyta, Magnoliopsida, Ericales, Balsaminaceae. The transcript has 3 exons. Gene Ontology annotation, molecular function: glycerophospholipase activity.
GCUCUAUAUAUAUUUAUAAUUAAUUUCAAUUUCAACCAAUCUUCAUUAUCAAAUUUCCAGGAUUAAUGGCCGCGGCUUCCUCUUCUACAAUUCUCGUUUCCCUCCGAUCAAGCUUAAUUUCAAAUCCAAACCCUAAACCAGAUCCAUCAUUCUCUUUACCAUUUCCAACUUGUCAAAAACCCUUACCAAAUCGAUUAUCAACCUCCCGUCGCCGCGUCUCGCCGGAGGAUAACAGAUCAAGCCCAUCCCUCUUACCAUACACUCAAACAGACGCCGCCGCCGCCGACGAUUCGCCACAACUCAUCGCCGACUGUUGGCGUCAAUUAAACGGAGAAGACGAUUGGGAAGGACUAAUCGACCCGUUCCACCCGCUUCUACGAUCCGAGUUAAUCCGCUACGGCGAGAUGGCUCAAUCCUGUUACGACGCCUUCGAUUUCAAUCCAUUCUCCAAAUACUGCGGUAGCUGCCGAUUCAGUCGCCGCGAUUUCUUUUCCCGGCUAUCCUUUUCAUCGCCUCAGAUCGGUUACACUGUUUCACGUUAUCUCUACGCAACCUCGAAUAUUAAUCUCCCCAAUUUCUUCAAGAAAUCGCGAUGGCCUAGGGUUUGGAGUAAGAACGCGAACUGGAUUGGAUACGUUGCGGUUUCCGACGACGAUACUACCCGCCGGCUCGGGCGUCGCGACAUUGCGGUUUCGUGGCGAGGAACCGUAACCCGACUUGAAUGGAUAUCGGAUCUUAUGGACUUUUUACGACCGGUUUCUCAGGAUAAAAUACCCUGCCCCGACUUGUCCGUUAAGGCUGAAUCGGGUUUUCUUGAUUUGUACACGGAUAAAGACGAGAAUUGCCAGUUCUGCAAAUUAUCGGCCAGAGACCAAAUCUUAUCAGAGAUAAAAAAACUCAUAAACCAAUAUCCAAACGAGGAGCUAAGCAUAACGAUCACCGGGCACAGCCUGGGCAGCGCGUUAGCAAUAUUAAGUGCUUAUGACAUUGCGGAAACGGGCGUAAACCUGACACUAGACGGGCGUGUUAUACCCGUUUGCGUGUUUUCCUUUGCGGGUCCUCGGGUGGGCAACAUUGCUUUCAAAGAGCGGGCAGAGUGGCUCGGGGUAAAAGUGUUGAGAGUGGUUAAUGUUCACGAUGUGGUGCCUAAGGCACCCGGGGUAGUCUUCAAUGAGGGAACCCCACUUGUAAUUAUGAAGGCUGCAUGUGGACUUCCGUGGAGUUACUCUCAUGUAGGCGUAAAACUUGUGUUAGACCAUAGUAAAUCUCCUUUCUUGAAGCACGAUGCGGAUCUGGCUUCGGCCCAUAACUUGGAAGUCCAUCUCCAUUUGUUAGCCGGGUACCAUGGGAAGGGAAAGAAAUUUGAACUUGCGAUUGAGCGUGAUCGAGCACUUGUGAACAAGUCAUCUGAUUUUCUAAAGGAUGAGUAUAUGAUCCCACCUUAUUGGUGGCAGGAGCAACAUAAGGGCAUGAUCAUGAGCGAGCAUGGCUGUUGGAUGCAACCUGAUCGACCGGUCCUUGAAUGACUAGGAUAUGCAAAUUUAUAAUAUGGUUUGGUGUAAUAAUAUUUUAUUUGGAUUUUAGAUUAUUCUUAACAAAUAUUGUAAAUGCAUGAGUUUGUA